Molecule: messenger RNA, 102 nt
Organism: Fusarium pseudograminearum CS3096
Lineage: Eukaryota; Fungi; Ascomycota; Sordariomycetes; Hypocreales; Nectriaceae
Exons: 4
Coding region: 1-102 (33 amino acids)
Source: RefSeq, a predicted model, not a curated record
AUGCCUAUGGUACAAGUACCUACCUACCUGCCUAGGCAGGAUUGGUUGAGAAUGCUUUCUUCUUUCCCUUUUGUACACUUUAGUACAAGUUUAGGAUCAUAG